GCUGCCAUUAAGAUAAGGAGGAAGAAGCAGUCCCAAGCACAGGCAACCGAGCAGUCACAGAGAGGACGGAGAUAGCUAGUCAGUAUUACCAGCCAUCCUUUUGUGUAGCAGAGUCAGGUUGCGACAUUUAGUUUGGAUGGCUGAAACUCCUGCAAAGACCCUGUGACCGGCUAGCGUGCUGUAGUCCACACAUUUGGGAGAAACCUUACGGCAGCCUCUCCCAGCGUCUAGCCUCGCACUCCCUCCCCUAAUCUCGCCGAGAUGUCAGCUUUCUCCGAGGCGGCUUUAGAGAAGAAACUGUCCGAGCUUAGCAACUCUCAGCAAAGUGUACAGACACUGUCGCUGUGGCUCAUCCACCACAGAAAACACUCGAAGACCAUUGUCAACGUUUGGUUCAACGAACUGAAAAAAGCUCAGGUAUCGCGCAAGCUGACCUUCCUGUAUUUGGCCAAUGACGUCAUCCAAAACAGCAAGAGGAAAGGACCAGAGUUCACCCAGGACUUUGCUCCAGUCAUCGUUGAUGCAUUCAAACAUGUGUACAGAGAUGGUGAGGAGGGCUGUAAGAAACAGCUGGGUCGGGUUUUAUCCAUCUGGCAGGAGAGAGCCGUGUAUGAGAAUAACCUGCUCGAUCAGCUCUCGCAAGUCCUGUAUGGAGAAAAGAAGACAAAGAAGAGGUCAUAUGAGGAGAUCCAGCCAGAUGAUGAAGGCUUUGCCUCCCAGAGCUCUCCAACCGAGCCCCCACAGACGGCAGAGUUAAUCCGAGCUCUGCAGGAGCUGGAGAACGCUGCUUCUGGCGACUCAGUGCUGCGUCAGCGCAUCUCCUCCCUUCCUGCUGAGGUGCAGGACACGUCACUGCUUCACAGGAUCACAGAUAAAGAAUCAGGAGAGCGACUUUCCCGGCUGGUGGAGGAGGCCUGCAUGCUGCUAGCAGACUACAGCGGCCGCUUGGCGGCAGAGAUUGACGACAGGAGGCAGCUCACGCGCACACUAACGGUCUUCCUGCAGAGCCAGAAGGACGGCCUGGCCCAGAAUGAGCAGAAACUUGAAGGCACCACAAGGAUCCCACGUCUCAUCUUUGUAUCGUCACUCAGUCCAAUACCUUUUGUUUUAAAAAAAGAAAAAAAAAAAAGUCUGAAAAUAAAAAGUGAAAAUGAUUUUGUGAGUCCUUUUUUUGUGCUUGAACACCUACAGUUUACCCUCUUAUUCAGGUUGGAAGGUGGUUUAUGAAACGUACUUUUGGUUGUGGAGUUGACAGUAACUGGCAGUUAUACACUUUAGGAUUUUCUGAUUAGUGGGAGAUGUAGAUCAGAUAUUUAUAAUAAUCAUUGUCAUGAUUAAUAAACAUAAAUUAAUGAGAUUCAAAUUUUAUUAAAAUCUUGUUCAUUUAUCUUUCUUGGUACUUUUGCUUUAUGCUUGCUGAAGAGAUUUAUGUCAUUUGCAACACGAUGGGACACAAAGAGAACAUAGUUGGUUUUUUUUCUUUUCCUCUCCCCUUCCCUCAUUUGGACAUUUCUGUUAUCUAUGCUGAAAAAGUACUGAUGACCUACACACACUGCAUGCAUUGGCUGGCAGAUAUAGUCACUGAACACAUUUGAGAAACAUGGCACAGAAAGUAAAAUGUGACAAGAUUAAGGUGGGGAAAAACAUCAAAUACAUGGAUCAGGUGAAAUCAUUUUGUCCACAUGCAGUCCUGUUUUCAGUACCUUACACUGUACUUUGCAUGCAGUUUGUGUGGCCAGUCUUUUAUUAGGGGGAACAAAAAGCUGUUGCAAAGGUAAAUGUUUUUUGGUGCCCUUUAGUGUGGCUCAUUACAGUGGAGGUUGAUCUAAGUCGAGCAAAGUCAUUCAUAAACAUGGAGAGAAAGAGCGUGGCAUUUUUGCUGAAUGAUUUGGGUGUUUGGAUAAAACUAAAACACCCUGACACACUGUUUAGUGGUGGCCACUAAUUAAAAUACAUGAAUUUAAAUCUGAACUUUAACUGGAGCUUUAAGCUGCUCUUGGUCUGUAAUCCAUGAAGCGCACAUUCAACACUUGUUUCUUAUAUUAAAUUAUAAUUAAAAUUACAGUGUGUGUGUAUUUAUCUCAUGUAAUACUGCUACUGAGACUAGGGGGGAAAAAAAACCCAACACCAUAAAUCGGUGUGAUUCAGACUGCAGGAUCUUUGGCGUCUGAUGGCUGUCUGUCAUUGUGGACUU
Molecule: messenger RNA, 2194 nt
Organism: Haplochromis burtoni (Burton's mouthbrooder)
Lineage: Eukaryota; Metazoa; Chordata; Actinopteri; Cichliformes; Cichlidae
Product: regulation of nuclear pre-mRNA domain-containing protein 1A
Exons: 7
Coding region: 262-1227 (321 amino acids)
Biological process (GO): mRNA 3'-end processing
Cellular component (GO): RNA polymerase II, holoenzyme
Molecular function (GO): RNA polymerase II C-terminal domain binding
Source: RefSeq, a predicted model, not a curated record